UAUUGGCAUGGAGCUGAGUGUCACACUUGGCGCGUGUCUUAACUCACCCCAUGCUCUCGCGUGGACUCCAUCUACCACGUUAACAUGCAUUUCUGAGCUCAAACAAAAAAAAAGAAAGCUUGGUUCCCAUUUCUCUCUCUUUCUCUCUCAACUCUUCACUUUCAUUUCUUUCUCUCUGUCUUCUUCUCCUUCUCCAAACCUAUAAUUUCUUUCUUUCUUUCUUUCUUUUUUAUCCUUUCCUUUUUUAUAAUUCUAACCGUGUUUUCUCAGUUGCCUAAAGUGGUGAUUUGGGGAACUUUGAUUUGGGAAAUGAACAAGGGACAGUCACCGGAGCCUCUAGAUUUCUUCAUCUGGACUGUUGAGGAUGUUGGCUUGUGGCUGGAGACUAUAAAUCUUGGCAGUUACCGCCAAACUUUUAAAGAACAUGGUGUUAAUGGCGAAUACUUGGAAGGAAUGUCUAUGUUCACAACUGAGCAGAUCCUUCGUUUCAUAAGACGCUGCCACAUGAGGUGGGGAGACUUCAUUACAUUGUGCAAGGAAUUGAGACGGAUUAAAGUGGCUUGUCUGAAAGGGGAGCAAAAGGUGCGGCGGCCGUGGUGGGCACCGGCAUGCCUAUCCACAGUGUUCUUAAAAGUUGCAAAAUCCAACAGACAAUCAAGAGUGGUUUCUUUGAAGCUGGAGCCAUAGAUGCAACACAACCACUGCCAUGCGUGUACUUAUAGCAAUUUUCUUUUUGCCUAGAGCACAGAAGGUAGGAAUUCACUUUUUUUGGUUUAGCCUUUUUUUUUUUUUUCAUGAUUCCACAAGGUGUAUGUUUCUUUUCUGGAGAACGAGGUCCUUGUGUAAUGAUUUAUGGUGCUGUGUAAUUAUGUAUUCUCUCAUAUUAUAUGAACGAAAAAUACUAUAUAUGCCUUUACUCUUCAAGUUCAAUUACUCUUUUGUCAUGUACCCGCAAAUGAAAAAAAAAAAAAAAAAAA
Molecule: messenger RNA, 977 nt
Organism: Arachis ipaensis
Lineage: Eukaryota; Viridiplantae; Streptophyta; Magnoliopsida; Fabales; Fabaceae
Product: Sterile alpha motif (SAM) domain-containing protein
Molecular function (GO): protein binding
Source: RefSeq, a predicted model, not a curated record